AUGGCAUUAUUAGAUCAAUUCGUUGGAAAUAUUCGACAAUUAUCGAUCGAAGGUAAAUAUUGUGAUUUAGCACAAACAUUAACAAAUCCAAAUUUGGAUCAUCUCAAUAAAAAUAUUCAACAUAUUGAUUCAAUUAUUGCAACAUUUACUUUACCUGAAUAUUCGAUGUGUAUGUUAGCUGCUUUACAUGCCAUUGUAAAAGCACCAAGCAUACCCGACAUCGAUUUAUAUCUUACCCAAUUUGAUACAUUUAUUCAAACAUGUUCAACUGAACAAGUUCAUUAUAUACCUCAAUAUCUAUGUGAAAUAUGUCAUGUUAUUACAGAACGACUUCGAAAAGAUAAUCGAGCUCGAGUUGGAGUUCCAAUUCUAUAUCGAGCCAUUGAAUUGCUUCGUCGUGAACCUGGCCAAUUACUUUCCAUUCAUUCUGAUCUUUAUCAGCUUUGCCUGCUUUGCCAAUGGUUUGAACCAGCAUUGACAUAUCUAGAUAUCGAUAUAAUUGAUAUUCAUCGUGAAAAUGGAAGAUUUGAUGUUAAAUAUUUGUUACUUGCUUAUUAUUAUGGUGGCAUGAUUUAUGCCUGUGUAAAACAAUUUGAUCGUGCUACUAACUUUUUUGAGAAUGUUAUUACAGUACCUGCUACAGCAACAUCAGCUAUUGUCAUAGAAGCUUACAAGAAAUAUGUUCUUGUUAAAUUGAUAUCUGGUUCAAUAGGAAAUAUCCAAUUACCAACAUUUACGAGUCGAAAUGUUCAACAGGCAAUAAAAAGUUUAUGUAAUGCACAAUAUACAGAAUUAUUUAAUAUAUUUAAUAAUGGUACAUUAACACAAUUCGAUGAAUUUGUUAAUCAUCAUCGAGAACAAUAUGCACGUGAUAGAAAUUUGGGUUUAAUAAAACAAACUCGUAAUGCAUUUAUAUGUAACAGUAUACAACAAUUAACAAAAACAUUUCUUACUGUAUCACUCAAAGAUCUUGCAAAUCGUGUACAACUUCAAUCACACAAUGAAGCCGAAAGAUAUUUAAUUGAUAUGAUUGAAAAUGGGCAAAUUUUUGCAUCGAUUAACAAAAAAGAUGGUAUGGUUAUCUUUCAUGGUUCACCGGAAAAAUUUGAUGCUAAUAAUAUGUUAUCGAAAUUGCAAGAUGAAACAGAAAAACGUAUGCAAGCUGAAAAACAAUUAAGAGAAUUAGAAAAACAAAUAUCAUUAAGUAAAGCGUAUAUUCAACGAACACAACAAUCAAGUCCCUAUCAUGAUCGUCCGAAAAUAUUGAAUUAA
Rotaria socialis is the source of this 1272-nucleotide messenger RNA. Lineage: Eukaryota; Metazoa; Rotifera; Eurotatoria; Philodinida; Philodinidae. The record is from the annotation of a GenBank genome assembly.